UCCUCUUCUCCUCUUCUGAGUGAGCAAGUACAUCUGAAAACAUCUCCCACUCGCAGUGAAGCCAUCUGCAUUGCUACUGCCUCUGACUGUAGAUCGCAUCUCCAGUCCACUGAAAAGUCCCUCAAGGAAAUGGAUUCAAAGAAGAAAGUGGGUUACAAGUGUCGCAUAGCUACAGUUCUCCUCCUCCUCCUCCUAGCGAGUGUCGCCGCGCUUAUAGCUGUCACCGUCAUCCAGGGCAACUGGAGGUUCACACAGUAUACCUUAGAGUACGGCAUAGUGAUUGACUCGGGAUCAUCUCGGUCCAACAUCUAUCUGUAUGAGUGGCCAGGUGAGAAGGAGAACGAAACAGGAGUGGUGACAGAGAAACUGAACUGUAAAGUUUCUGGUGGUCCAAUCUCUGAAUUGAAAAUUGAUCCAAAGAAAGACGCACAGACAUGGCAGAGCUUCAAAGAUUGCAUGAAAAAAGUCUCUGAUGCCAUCCCUGUUAAAAAGCACAAAACCACGCCGCUUUUCUUGGGGGCUACUGCUGGAAUGAGACUCUUACAAGAGAAGGACAUGCAGCGGGCUAAUGAAGUCAUGGACAGUCUGAAAGAAUAUCUGCAAUCUCUGCCCUUUGCCUUCCAAAAUGCAUCUGUCAUUACUGGUCAGGAGGAAGGACUAUACGGGUGGAUUACUGUCAACUAUUUGUUGGGAAAUUUUCUUGAGAAAAGCAUAUGGAGCACCUAUAUUCGUCCAAAGACAUCAAAGACAGUGGGUUCAAUGGAUCUUGGUGGGGCAUCAACACAAAUCGCCUUUGCGGUUAACGAUGAGCUCAAGGGGGCCGAUUACAUGCACAUCAAGCUGUACGGCUACCCUUACAAUGUCUACACCCACAGUUUUCUCUGCUAUGGCAAGAAUGAAGCUGAGAAGAUGCUUCUGGAUAAAGUGGUUCAGGAAUCAUCAGACCCCAUUUAUGUUGUCAACCCCUGCUAUCCCAUUGGCUUCAACAUCACCCUUCAGGCCACCGACAUUUAUGACACAGAAUGCACAAAGAAACCAAAGAAUUACUCUCUGGAUAAACAAUACUUCAUGGUGGGAUCUGGCGACUCAGACCAAUGUCGGAGAAUAACAAAAUCCAUAUUUGAUUUCACCACUUGUUCCUCGGCUCACUGUUCCUUCAAUGGCGUGGAGCAGCCGCCAGUCACUGGUGAAUUCAUGGCAUAUGCAGGCUAUUUCUUUGUCGCCAGAGCUUUGUUGAUGACGGAAGAUACCGACACCAUCAGACCAACAGAGUAUGAUGAGUUCAAAACAUCACUCACUCAAUUUUGUAACACACCUUGGAGCGAGCUGAGGAUGGAAAAGGCGUGGGUGUCAGACAAAUACCUCCGCACCUAUUGCUUUGCAACUCAUUACUUGUUCACGUUGUUGACCAACGGUUACAAAUUUGACGCAAACACGUGGAAAGACAUUCACUUUCAAAGACAGGUGGGGAACACCAGUGUCGGUUGGAGUUUGGGCUACAUGCUUAGUAGCUCCAAUAUGAUCCCGUCUGAGGCGAAUGAAGUCCUCCCAUUGACUGAUCCUGUCUUUGCCGGUCUUAUCUUUCUAUUUUCAGCUCUGACCAUUAUUAGCGUCAUCUUGAUUUUCAUCAUUCUUGUUCGCACAUGCUAUUAAAUUAAGUCCAGUCAUGUCUUAAUUUGUUGUAAAUAUUUGUGUGGAAAGCCAUUAGUCAUCUGAAAAUGAAAUUUAAAAGGGAAUCUAAUGCCAGAGUUUUCUUUUCAUCAAUACUUUCUACAUACACCCAGUCGUACAGUAUAUAUAUAUAUAUAUAUAUAUAUAUAUAUAUAUAUAUAUAUAUAUAGUUGUAUUGUGUAUAAGGGCAAUAUAAACCCAAAAUGGUUGCCCACUGAAAUGGUUGAAAAUUGUCAAUACUUCUUAGUCUACAGAAAUAACAGAUCAAUGAAAAUAAAAUUGUAGGGUUUAAUUCCCCUUUAAUAUUAAGAACCACAAGAUUGUUUAUCAGGGAAUAUUAAGGGUCAAACUAGAAAGACAAGUAAAGUAGCAUUAGUACUGUGAGAAUAAAGUCAGGCAACUUGAAAUUCGGAGAAUAAAGUGGAAAUAAUACAAGAUCCAUUUUAUGGGAGAAUAAAAGGAAAAUAUUACCAUGAAAAAGUUACAAGAAUAAGAUGCUUCUUGUUUUUUCCCAGCAGUAUUAAGCCAAGUUGAUGUGUACAGUAUUAAAGUUUUUAGUUUUCAUUAGUGAAUGCCUGCAAUACUGAGGGGAAAAAAAUCCUUUAAAGUCCCAGCAACGUGAGAAUUAAUGCAGCUUUUAAAAUAUGUAUACAUGUAGCACCGUGAACACUGCUGUGAACCACACUAGCAAAUUUAAAUGAUCCCCCCCAAAAAAAUCACGAGGAAUAUAAAACGUGGCGUCACAAUGUUGUCUCCACGAUUAAAACACUGAAUGCUCUGAAACCUCGCCCCGCUCAGCUGUCUAUCAAACCCUACACAUCCGUCUAAUGUUUAUACAUUGCUACAUGAAAAUAUACCCAUUGAAACUCUCUAAGGCUGGAAUAUAUCCCACCUGGAUGUCCCGGGGCUUUCUAUGCACCGAGAAGCGGCGCUAGCUUGAAAGCUACCGGGCUUCCACCAGCCUGCUCGUACUCGUUAUGUACUCACUUGACGUUGUGUCAUGUGUACAUCUAUAGAAUAGUGACACUUCUGGGAAAGUCAACAACUAAACAUGCCACCCCCCCAAAAAAAAAACAAAAAAAAACUGAAAUGGUGAAAAACACCUUCAAACCCAAUCGCCACAGUUGAGCGCUUCAUAUACUUCUCAGUAAUUGCACGUUUUCAGCAAGUAUUUUCAAACAUGUAUCAUGUACAGGUAUUUACAAACCCUGAAUUCACUAUACUGUGUUCUUUCUUUAUUCUAAUAGUUUUGUUUGACAGUUAUCCUGUUGGAAAAAAAUGUGUGUGAUCAAUAGUUGCUUUGGCCUGAUUAUGUGUCAUAACAUUUAUGAACUUAAUCGUAUAAAUCUAUUAGUGUUAUUGUGUGGAUGUAAACACAUUUGUGCAUCUUAAAGCCUAGCAUGCGUACACGGCCAUUGUAAUGGUAAUAGUGACUAAACAAUUAUCUUUGUGUUUUGUUUGUUUCUCGCCAGUAAAAUUGUAGUUGUGUAUUCACAGCACUGGAUUUAGAAGCACACACAAAAAAAUCUUUCUUGUAUUAAAGUAUGUAUUGAAUACACCCCGCUAAUUUGUAGUCUCACUUGGUUGUAACUCUCAAAACGAGUAUCCAUCAGUUUUUUUUUAUUUAUUUUUAUUAUUAUUUUUUCAUCUCAGGGACUAAGAAAGCUAAAAAAAAUCAUAAUGUUAUUGAUUAUGUUCUUUUUUUCAAAAAGAGACAACCCCACUUUUUAUGAAUGUUUUUCUCCUAUGAUGUGCACAGAAUUGACUACAAUUGCACUAAUAAUAAUAAAAAACAAUAGCACUUUUGAUGUUGCUUGAUUUAGAUGAUCUUGUACUAUGUGUGAACUCAUUUACAAAUUAUUUUCAAACUAUUUACCAAAUGAAAAUCAAAAUGAAUGAACAAUAAACUAACACUGAUGUAAUAUAGUG
Syngnathoides biaculeatus (alligator pipefish) is the source of this 3600-nucleotide messenger RNA. RefSeq names its product ectonucleoside triphosphate diphosphohydrolase 3 (gene entpd3). The record is from RefSeq and is a predicted model, not a curated record. Gene Ontology annotation, cellular component: plasma membrane. Lineage: Eukaryota; Metazoa; Chordata; Actinopteri; Syngnathiformes; Syngnathidae. Gene Ontology annotation, molecular function: GDP phosphatase activity; UDP phosphatase activity. The transcript is spliced from 10 exons. Gene Ontology annotation, biological process: nucleoside diphosphate catabolic process. The coding region runs from base 130 to 1653 and encodes 507 amino acids.